CUUUUUUUAAUUCUUUUCCAAACUUUUGCACCUGUUAACGUAUAACUGUCUCCCGAGGAUCGAUCUCAACAUUGCAAAAGAAUGAGUGCUUCGGAUAGGAACAAUGGACCAAAGUGGAAAAGGGAGGUGGUACAGGAUCACAAAUUUGACUUUGUCGACCUCGAUGAAUUUUACGAUCCGUCAUGCAGAACGCAUAUUGGCCAUCUCUUUGUUUACGUCCUUGCCAUAAAGUCAUUUCUUGUCUACGUGGCCGAUUUAUGGUCUGGAGUCUCACUGCUUGUGAUUGGUCAUCAAGAUAACGUCGAUCCUGCCAUCCCCACCGAAGUGUCAAAAUGGGUUUUCUUGAGUGCCAUUAUCAUCUCUUUUAUUCUCCUGUUCUGGGAUGCCAUCAAAGCGCGGCGUAUUAUUGCUUCUCGUGAUAUUGCCUAUGCAUUUACCUCGGUGAUGGUGAAUCGUUAUUAUUCAAUCAAAGACUAUCAGUACUACUGUCUGUUUACGCGCAUCAGUCGAUCACGCAAAACGAGUGAUGAUUUAGCCUUUUUCAUCUUUUUUACUCUGAAAGGCUGGAAACGAUUACUGCUUGCUGAAGCCCCGCGUCAAAUCAUUAACGUUGUGACCCUACAAUCUCUCAUUCCCCAAUGGAUCGAACUGAACCAAGGCAAAGUUACUUUGCAUAAUACAGUCCUUGGCCACAGCAUUGUCCAGCAGCUUAUGACAGGCACUAUGUUAUUCUCGGUCAUCGUGUUCGCCAUUUCAUUUAUUCUUGUGCUGGCAGCGGCUGUCUUGUAUAUCCCCUUAUUAUGCCAUAUCCGAGGCAAUCUCAAAGAGUAUUGCUGUCAUAAAGUAGAUAAAAGAAUUGCCGAAAUAUUAAAGCAGCAGGCACGCCGACGAUUGGAGCGCGGGCAGAAAGGACUAUCACCGCAAAAUCGCAAAAAGGCCAAGCAAUUGGAAGCCGAUGUCUUACCAGAGCCGACCCUACCUCAACUGGAUAUUGACAACGAGGCUGAAAUCAACUCAAGCUUCAUUCCCCUCAAGCAUGCUGGCCUACGAGAAGAUAGUAUUAACAGUAUGCCAAUGUCAACAUCCCAAUAUGAUAUGAGCAUCGCCGAUGAUCGUACCGGGCUUAUAUCUCAUGCUCAGACGCAACCGAUGUGGUCCAAUAGAUACGAAGAAAAAGCGGCGUAUCAAGAUUAUUAUGAGUUACAACGUCCUACCAACAACCACGCUACUAUGGCUUAUCCUUGGACUUCCAAUCGAUCCAUCUCUUUUGGGGAAUCCACACUUGUGAACUCUAAUGUGGCCUCGCCCGUGUACGAAUAUCCACCUUCUGUGGUAUCUUCCUCAGAUCAAGGUUCCUACUAUGUGCCCCCCACACCGGGAGCUAGGCAACAUGCAACCCGCGGAUAUAGUCCUUAUUUACGGCAGCAGUAAAUAACUGAGCGGGAUAACUCAUAAUAUGCUCGCUGGAAGAUCAUAUAAGAAGACUGUCAAAACUAUGUAAAUGUUAUAAAUUUAUACAGCACAAUAUAUCGUGUAGUAGAAUAAAAGAGCAGUGAGUUGCCU
Molecule: messenger RNA, 1563 nt
Organism: Radiomyces spectabilis
Lineage: Eukaryota; Fungi; Mucoromycota; Mucoromycetes; Mucorales; Radiomycetaceae
Exons: 5
Coding region: 82-1431 (449 amino acids)
Biological process (GO): potassium ion transmembrane transport
Cellular component (GO): plasma membrane
Molecular function (GO): potassium ion transmembrane transporter activity
Source: RefSeq, a predicted model, not a curated record